Messenger RNA from Cydia splendana, 2465 nucleotides. RefSeq lists its product as uncharacterized. Bases 252 to 1775 code for a protein of 507 amino acids. NCBI's taxonomy places the organism in Eukaryota, Metazoa, Arthropoda, Insecta, Lepidoptera, Tortricidae. The transcript has 2 exons. Gene Ontology annotation, molecular function: zinc ion binding; nucleic acid binding. The record is from RefSeq and is a predicted model, not a curated record.
GUAUCCUGCUCUUCUAAAGAGGUUUUUAUACAGUGUAUUUUAUAUUCAUAAUUUUAUAUUUGGUUUUAGAACCUUGUCACUGUAGAACAAUUGGAAUUUUACGUUGCCAUAGUAGUCUAACAAACAGCCUCGUCUUACCAAGACCCUAUUCGUGUAAAUUUUCUCUGUAAAUAAAAUUGUGUUUCGUUUAAAAGGUGUUUCUGUGAUAGCGCGACCAUUACAUCUGGCGACCGUGAAUAUAAAUAAUAAAUAUGGAAGCGUGGAAGCGAAAACGGACUCAAUACAGAAGAGAGUUCACAAUACUCGCAGACAAGACGGCGAAGGCGGUCGAGAGCAAGGACCCUGCCUCACCGCAGAUUUUCGACCUCUUGUCCGAUGCGGCAUCGACAUUGUUCGAAGCAGAAGCCGCAUUGAGGGAUUUAUGGGUUGAGGAAAAAGAAUUUGAUGAGGAUCUGUAUCAAGCAGACCAGGAAAAGGCGAUGCAAUACAAGAUACGUUGGCAUCAAAUAAAAGCCCUCUUUCCAAAAACUCUUCCUCGCAUCAGUAGUGCGUCGUCGCUACAUUCAGCGCAAUCUACAGACCUGGAGCCAGGCAAUCAGCGAAGACUGCCUAAGCUAGAGCUAGUCAAGUUCGACGGGAACGUCAAGUCAUGGCUGUCAUUUUGGGGCCAAUUCAAGAAAAUACACGAAGAUACAGUCAUGGACAAUACAGAUAAGUACCAAUAUCUUCUACAAUCAAUGACUCCAAAUAGCAGCGCACGUCAGCUUGUCGAAAGCUACCCGCCGUGUGCGGAAAACUACAGUAAGGCAGUAGAAGCGUUAAAGGCUAGAUUUGCUAGAGAUGACAUUCUGAUAGAAACUUACGUAAGAGGUUUAGUAACACUGAUGCAACAAAGAGGAGAACCUAAACAAUUAUCUAAUUUGUACGAUAACCUGCAAACGCACCUACAGGCACUGGAGACAUUAGGCGUAACAAAAGACAAAUUCGCCUCAAUGCUAUUCCCUAUGAUAGAGUCGGCACUACCUGAAAGUGUACUUCGUGCGUGGCACCGCAGUCGAUCUGAAUCCAGGGACCUAGCCAACCUGAUGCAGUUCCUGAGACAAGAUGUGGAAUCAGAGGAAAGAAUCAAGCUAGCCAGAACCAAAAUAGAAGAAACUACCCUGGCAGAGCCAAAGCCACCCACCGCUUGUUUUGUGCAGUUGACAGAAGCCAAUAAGCGUAAGAAGGAAGCUUCCGACAGACAAGGCGAGACAUCUACGUCAUGCAUAUGGUGUAGCAAGGACAACCACUCAGCCGUCGAGUGCUACAAACCGGCCAAAAUGACAGUGAGUGAUCGUAUCGAAUUAAUCAAAGAUAAGAAAGCCUGUUUAAUUUGCUUGAAAGGCAACCACAUUGCAAAGAAAUGCAAGUCUUUCCCAAAAUGUCUUUUCUGCAAAAAGCGUCAUUUUACAAUUAUGUGCGCAGACAUUCCAGCGGAGCAAAGCAGCAGCAAUAAUCAGUCGGAGACAUCCAACAACAUGGGGUGUUUACAAGAAUCGGCAAGUACAACUAUACUGCAAACCGUGAUGGUGAAACUUGUGCACGACAAGAAAGAGGUCUGUGUAAGAGCAUUUAUUGACAAUGGUUCACAAAGGUCCCACAUAAAGAAAGACCUAGUACAGAAGCUCGGCCUAAAACCUACCAGAAAAGAGGCAAUUACAAACUGUUUGUUCGGCGGGUACGUGACGAAAAAAGAAGUCUACGACGUGUUUGACAUAUGCGUCAAGAACGUAUAAAACAACUUUUCUAUGAAUUUAUCUGUUGUACAACAAUUAAAUAUUUGUAAUCUUUUACCUAAAAUAAGAUCUUCUGUAUUAUUAGAGCAACUACGUCAACAAAAUAUUAAUUUGAAUGACUCAAUGACCGAUUCUCCUGACAAGGUAGGUUUACUGAUUGGUGCUGACUAUUCCGGUUUAUUACUUACAGGCGACAUAGUACAAUUAAAGAAUAACUUGACUGCUAUAAAGACGCAAUUUGGGUGGACCAUUCAAGGUCCAAUAACAGGGGUUUACAGUUCCAUGACAAAUUCGAUGACGACCUUCCAUUGUUUAACAAAGGUUGAUCUUACAGAUUUGUGGUCUUUGGAGGCGAUAGGUAUCAACUAUCCCGCGGUACAAGCAACCAAGGUAGCGCGCGACGAAGAAGUCCUCAGAUCUUUCGAAGAAAACAUUACGAUCAACGAAGAAGGCCGUUACGAGGGACGAGUACAUAAGUUCACUCAUACAAAAGCGUGAGCGGAAUGGACCUGUACAACUUCAGCCUGGAGACGUCGUCUUAGUGGAGACUGAAGACAAGCGUGUGUCAUGGCCACUGGCCAUAAUUCAAGAGGUUUACCCUGGUGCUGAUGGCGUUAGUAGAGUGGUUCGAGUUAGAGCUGCAGCCGGAACAAAGGUAAGACCUGUUCAACGCAUUUUUCCACUGGAGUU